GGGUAACCUUUUUUCUCCACGUCCACCCCGCGCUUCGCUCGGCGUCCCCGGCAAAAUGCACCCCAAAACCCCGCUUCUCCUCCUCCUCUUCUUCGCCGCCGGCGAGGCCGCGGGGACCACCCUCACGGCCACCCCGGCGAAGCUCACCCAAUCCGACCAAGAAAUCAAGAUCCGGUGGUCCGACCUCCCGUCCCCGGAUGGCCUCGACCACGUGGCGAUCUACUCCCCGCCGUCCUCCAGCGACCGCGACUUUCUCGGCUACAUCUUCCUCAAUGGCUCCACCUCCUGGCGCAGCGGCCGAGGAGAGCUCACCAUCCCACGGCUGCCCAACCUGCGGGCGCCCUACCAGUUCCGCCUCUUCCGCUGGCCUGCCAAAGAGUACUCCUACCAUCACGUCGACCACGACGGCAACCCGCUCCCCCACGGCCGCCACCGCGUCGCCCUCUCCGGCGAGGUCGCUUUCGCGGGCUCGGCCGCGCGGCCCGAGCAGGUGCACCUCGCGUUCGCCGAUAGGGCCGACGAGAUGCGGGUGAUGUUCGUGUGCGCGGACGCCGGAAAGAGGGCUGUCAGGUACGGGCUUGAGAAGGAGGAGGAGAAGGGCUGGGCGGAGGUGGGCACGGAGGUGAGGACGUACGAGCAGAAGCACAUGUGCGACGCGCCGGCGAACGACAGCGUAGGGUGGAGGGAUCCGGGCUUCGUCUUCGAUGGCCUCAUGAAUGGGUUGGAGCCCGGAAGGAGGUACUUUUACAAGGUCGGUAGUGACCCGGGAGGAUGGAGCAAGACAUACAGCUUUAUUUCACGUGACAGUGAGGCCAAUGAAACCAUUGCUUUUCUCUUCGGUGAUAUGGGCACUUAUGUACCAUAUAACACCUACAUCCGCACACAAGAUGAGAGCUUGUCAACGGUGAAGUGGAUCCUCCGUGAUAUUGAAGCCCUUGGAGAUAAGCCUGCAUUUAUUUCGCACAUUGGGGACAUCAGUUAUGCCAGAGGCUAUGCUUGGGUGUGGGACCAUUUCUUCAGCCAGAUUGAGCCUAUUGCAGCCAAUACUCCAUACCAUGUCUGCAUAGGAAAUCAUGAGUAUGACUGGCCUUCACAACCUUGGAAACCUUCGUGGUCUACAUAUGGAAAGGAUGGUGGAGGUGAAUGUGGAAUACCAUACAGUGUCAAGUUCAGGAUGCCUGGGAAUUCUGUUUUACCUACUGGCAAUGGAGCUCCGGACACACGGAAUCUCUAUUACUCUUUUGAUUCAGGUGUCGUGCAUUUUGUAUACAUGUCGACUGAAACUAAUUUCGUUCAGGGCAGCGACCAAUACAAUUUCCUAAAAGCUGACCUGGAGAAGGUGAACCGAAGUAGAACCCCAUUUGUUGUGUUUCAGGGCCACCGGCCCAUGUAUACCUCGAGCAACGAAGCCAGGGAUUCUGCCAUGAGACAGCAGAUGAUCCAGCAUCUUGAAUCGCUCUUGGUGAUGUACAAUGUGACCCUUGCCCUGUGGGGACAUGUCCAUAGGUAUGAGAGGUUCUGCCCCAUGAAGAAUUCACAGUGUCUGAACACAUCAUCAAGCUUCGUAUACCCUGGUGCCCCUGUUCAUGUUGUGAUCGGGAUGGCCGGACAAGACUGGCAACCGAUCUGGCAACCAAGGCGUGAUCAUCCAGAUGUUCCCAUCUUUCCGCAGCCUGGGAUCUCCAUGUACCGUGGUGGUGAGUUCGGGUACACAAAGCUGGUAGCUACCAGGGAGAAGCUAACACUGAUGUAUGUCGGGAACCACGACGGACAAGUCCAUGACAUGGUGGAGAUGUUCUCUGGACAAACAUCUACUGAAGCUAGCGCUACUGAGGCGGUCAAUCAAACAAAGCUCAGCUCGGGAACCAGCACCAAGCUGAAGAUUUCCCCAUUAUACUUGGAAAUUGGAGGUAGUGUGAUGUUGGCAUUGCUGCUUGGUUUUGCCUUGGGAUUUCUCCUCAGGAAGAAGAGAGAAGCCGCACAAUGGACUCCGGUGAAGAACGAGGAAUCCUAAGGAUCAUAGAUAUUGUCCCUUCGCCUUCAGAUACCGUCUGAGACGAAUCAGAUCGCGCAUCAACACAGUAAUGUCACUUCUCAACAUUUUUUAGGUUCUGUACGUAGCGCUGUGUUUCCUAGCAGAUACAGUGUUUAGGUGUGGUGUGGCUGCGUUUGUAUAUGCCAGGCCUGGGCAACACAGCUUUCUCCCUCCAGUGUACAAUAGUCAUCCGAAAUAAGCAACACGUACGAUCUUCACAUUAUGGUAGUGUUGGUUAGUGAGAAUGGUUGACCUGUAUCAUAAUGUAACACGAUCCAUUUGUCACUAUUGUGAUCAUUGUUGCUCUUU
Molecule: messenger RNA, 2344 nt
Organism: Triticum dicoccoides
Lineage: Eukaryota; Viridiplantae; Streptophyta; Magnoliopsida; Poales; Poaceae
Product: probable inactive purple acid phosphatase 2
Exons: 2
Coding region: 56-2014 (652 amino acids)
Molecular function (GO): metal ion binding; acid phosphatase activity
Source: RefSeq, a predicted model, not a curated record